Messenger RNA from Naegleria gruberi, 933 nucleotides. RefSeq lists its product as uncharacterized. The coding region runs from base 1 to 933 and encodes 310 amino acids. The record is from RefSeq and is a predicted model, not a curated record. NCBI's taxonomy places the organism in Eukaryota, Heterolobosea, Eutetramitea, Acrasida, Naegleriidae. Gene Ontology annotation, molecular function: actin binding. Gene Ontology annotation, biological process: actomyosin structure organization. The transcript has 2 exons.
AUGUCUCACUACACCAACAAAAGCCAAGCAACCGUUCAUGAUAAGAAUGGUUUACCAGUCUACGGUUUAGACAAGGAAUUAGCCAAAAAACAAGCAGGAAAACACGAUCCACAGAAAGAAAAAGAAGUCAGACAAUGGAUCGAAGCAGUCACUGGCACCAAAUUCUCCUCCAACGACUUUCAAGAAUCACUCAAAGAUGGCGUUUUAUUGUGUAAACUUGCCAACAAGAUUAAACCAGGAAUUGUGAAAACCAUCAACUCUGGUAAGAUGCCAUUCAUGUGUAUGGAGAAUAUUGGUUAUUUCUUGAAGGCAGCUGCAGAAUUAGGUUUAGAUACUCAUAACACAUUUAUGAGUGUUGAUUUAUAUGAGGGAAAAAACAUUCCACUCGUAAUUAUGGCCUUAUAUAGUUUUGGAUCAGUUGUUCAGAAGAGAGUUGGAUAUAAUUUACCUACUUUGGGAUUGAAGAUUUCUGAUAAGAAGGAAAUUGAAUUUACUGAAAGACAAUUGAGACAAGCAAAUGCUGAAGUUGGUCAACAAUUUGGAGCUGCUUCAGUUAAACAUGAUACUGGAAGAUCAAUCUCAAAGGAGGUUGUUAAAGUGAAUAACACUGGUGAUUCAAGAGUUUUCUCACAACAAACAGGAGGAUCUGUCAAACACGACACUGGUCGUUCCAUUUCACAUGAAGUUGUAAAGGUAAAUAAUACUGGAGAUUCUAGAGUCUUCUCUCAACAAACUGGUGGGUCAAUCAAGCACGACACUGGUCGUUCCAUCUCGAAUGAAGUUGUUAAAAUCAAACCAUCAACUUCAACAUCAAGCAAAUCAAGUUCUGGAUCAAAUUUGGAUGAAUUGGAAAAGCUUGGUAAUUUAAGAGACAAGGGAAUUAUCACUGAAAGAGAAUUCCAACUCAAGAAGAAACAACUUUUAGGAUUGUAA